UCAAAGGACAUGGUAUCAGUUCUGGGUGACUGGGGCAAAUGCUAUGGGAGAGGAGCUGAAGCUGAGGCUGCAGAAGCAUGUGGGGAUCAUAAUUAUUUCACGGGAUCAUCUGCGUGGGAGGCCCAAUAGAGCCCUUAGCAGCAGACUGGGGCACAACUGAGGAUGGCUCCAGGGCUGUUUCUCACCAACAAGUCCCCUCUCCCCAGGAAGGAAGAAUCUACCAAGUACUUCAACUUUUCAACUUCUGAUGAGAAGAGCAAGAAAGAUGCUGAGCAUCGUUAUCAUGUGAAUAACCUGAGUCAGCGAGAUGUGACCAUCAGCAUUAAUUUCUGGGUUCCUAUCCUGCUGAAUGGUGUGGCUGUGUGGGAUGUGGCUGUAGUGGCCCCCUCACAGAACCUCCCCUGUGUGUCGGAGAGGGAACCUCCCCAGCAUCCUGACCUCCUGGCCCAGAUUCCAGGGAGUCUUGUACUGAACUGCUCCAUUGCUGAAUGCCUGAGGUUCCGCUGUGACCUCCCCUCCUUUGGCAUCCAGGAGGAUGUUGACUUCAUCCUGAAGGGCAACCUCAACUUUGGCUGGGUCAGCCAGACAUUGCAGAAGAAGGUAUUGGUGGUGAGUGUGGCUGAAAUCACAUUCAACAGGUCCGUGUAUUCCCAGCUUCCAGGACAGGAGGCAUUCUUGAGAGCUCAGGUGGAGACGGUGCUGGAGAAGUAUGAGGUCUACAACCCCAUCCCCAUUAUUGUGGGCAGCUCUGUGGGAGGGCUGCUGCUGCUGGCUCUCAUCACAGCCAUCCUAUACAAGGUUGGCUUCUUCAAACGUCACUAUAAGGAAAUGAUGGCGGAAGCCGAUGGGCAGACUGUUCCAGAAAAUGGGACUUCAGACCCUCAGGUUGCCCAAUAAGAAACUACCUCCUAUUGUCCCUUGGACCUGUUAUCCUCUGAGAGGUUUCCUGGCCUUCUUACUCCCAACUAAGUUAGGCCUGCAGGGGGAGAAAUGUUCCACGUGAGGGAGGCUAGGAUCAGGCUGCUUUCUCCUUUGGGAGGCUGCAGUAUAUCCACACAAAGUGCCUUGCCUGGGAAGGGCCAUUUGUCUUGUCAAGGCUGUAACUGGAAACCCCAGAACAGGACCCUAACCAUGCCCCUGGGCGGAGUUGAUUUGCAUUUCUACUUAGAAAUACAUGAACAAUAGCCUCAGGCUCCAGUCUCUCUUGCUUCACUUGCCGCCAAUGAUCUUUCUAAAAUACAGUACUAAACAAGCCACAAUCUUCAUCUAUCUUUAGUGGCUCCCUAUAAUUUUCAGGUUGACAUCUGAACUCUCCAGAUUGAUAUUAGGAUUCCAGUUCCAUUUCUAGAGGGUGGGCUUUGAUGCACAUACCAUGAUUUGCUCUGUGCUUCCCUAUCAUCCUUAUUCCUAGUAAAAUACUGUCACUAUCAGCACUUUGUCUCAGGAAUCCCAGUCCAGAUUUCCCAAACUGAACUGGGAAUAAAAUGUCUGCACAUUGGAAUUUGUAAACUUGGCUUUCAGGCUUUGUUAGCUUUGCUAGCUGGGAGGGGGGAAUAGAACCCCAGCAGGAGCAUUGCCCCAAUGCCACUUUGGCUCACCCAGCUCCAGCAACUCUAAGAGAUUAAGAGGUCCAGGACACUUUCAUUUUUUGACAUUGCAAAUAUAGUAAAUUAAGAAAUGCUGAUACAUAAUUUUUAAAAGUGUGUAUUUAAAUGUUUGCCUUAACAAAUUAACACAUUACACAAAACGAAUAUAUGUACCUUUGUUGAGAAAUAAGUCAAAGAUCUAAAAUUCAGGCCUUUUAGGGAUGUGGGUCCUGUACAAUGAUGCCCAUGGUGUCCCUUAACCAAUGGUGGGUGCCGGCCAGCCCUGAAUCCUGGGACCAGGACAAGAAAGUUAAAUAGAGGGGGAGGUUAUUACAUCCCUAUAUUGGGGUAACCUGACUUCUUAUUCUACUCACUCAAUUCUCAAAGCUGUCACUGAUGGGAAGCUAAUGGGGCUGUGGCAGGUGGGGGUAGGACAAGAAAAUGGGCUCAGGUGGAAAGGUCUUUAGAGUGAAGCAAUACACUGGUGUUUCUUACAAAUCUUAAGAGAUCGUGAAGGGGACACUGUUUGCAUAUGGUUAGUGAUUGGCAGGCACUCUGAAGUCCUGUAUCAGAGAUCUGCUGCCCCCAAUAUGGUCACUGUUGCUAUUAUGCCACCCAUCUUAGUAUAAAGCUCAAAGUGAUGCCUGGCACUGAGCUGGGUGUCAACACAUAAGAGGUCAUUUCCUGCCUUGGUGUGAUCCCACCGCUGCUGCCACCUCCAAGGGGUUUGGGCCAUGUGGAUGUUCUUUUUUAAAUAAAUAUUUAUAUUUAUUGAUUUGACAGAGAGAGACACAGCAAGAGAGGGAACACAAGCAAGGGGAGUGGGAGAGGGAGAAGCAGGCUUCCCUCAGCGUGGGGAGCCCAAUGCGGGGCUGGAUCCGAGGAUCCUGGGAUCACGACCUAGCCGAAGGCAGACAGACACUCAACCACUGCACCACCCAGGCGCCCCAUGGGCCAUGUGGAUGUUCUAAUUAGAAACACAGAAAGGGGAGGUAGUUGAUCAUGUGAUUAUAGGGGAAGCUGGAAAAUGGCUCUUUAUGGGCACCCAAAAGUAUCUCCUCCUUUCAUCAUCAUAGGGUCCAAAAUCCCUCUGGAGUCUCCAGAAGGACCAAAUAUUAUGCAAUAGCUUUAAGUAGGUCUCCAGAUUAGACUUUAUGAGAAUCCAGUUUUGGAUUGUUGUUUCUCAAAAUGUGUUCUGUGAAUCACUGGUGGUCUCUGGUGGUCUCCUACGUGCUAAGUUUUAGAGAAAAAAAACUGCAAGAAGUAGUUUUUAACCCACACAUCUCAUACAUUUGAAAUGGUGACUUUCAUAGAAAUCUGUCUAUAUCCUUAGUAUUUUGUUCCUAAAGACUGUCCAUAGACUCCAAGGGCUGCAGUGGGCUCUUGUGUAAAAUGAAUUCAACAGGUGUUACUUUCACUUAUUUUUCCUUUGCAUAUUAUUGCUUACAUUCAUUUUAUUUGAUUUUUUUCAGAGUUGCUAUUGUGUUGUGUUAUAUCUCCAAUCACAAAAAUGGAGCAAUGGCUCAAAAGUUUUGGUUGAAACAUAAAAAUUAAGAUAAAAAAGUGAAUUGUUGCAACUUAGAAUAAUGU
Zalophus californianus (California sea lion) is the source of this 3176-nucleotide messenger RNA. Its product is annotated as integrin alpha-D-like. Gene Ontology annotation, molecular function: integrin binding. Bases 163 to 897 code for a protein of 244 amino acids. The record is from RefSeq and is a predicted model, not a curated record. The transcript is spliced from 7 exons. Gene Ontology annotation, biological process: cell-cell adhesion; integrin-mediated signaling pathway; cell adhesion mediated by integrin. NCBI's taxonomy places the organism in Eukaryota, Metazoa, Chordata, Mammalia, Carnivora, Otariidae. Gene Ontology annotation, cellular component: integrin complex; external side of plasma membrane.